CGGCUUUCCUGGAGCAGUGAUGGCGCGCGCGGGCGCGGGGAAGCGGACGCCGUUGUAGCUGACUCAGCGGCGGGCCUGAGACGGCCCUAGCUCCGGACUCGCACCAUGGCCCCCAUGGGCAUCCGCCUGUCCCCCCUGGGGGUGGCCGUGUUCUUCGUGCUGGGGCUCGGGGUGCUCUACCACCUCUAUUCGGGCUUCCUGGCCGGCCGCUUCAGCCUCUUCGGCCUGGGCGGCGAGCCGGCGGGCGGGGAAGCUGAGUCGGCAGUGGACGGCGGCUCGGUGGACCUGCGCGAGAUGCUGGCAGUGGCGGUGCUGGCGGCCAAGCGCGGCGGCGACGAGGUGAGGCGAGUCCGCGAGAGCAAUGUCCUCCACGAGAAGUCCAAGGGGAAGACGCGCGAGGGCGCCGAGGAUAAGAUGACCAGCGGCGACGUGCUGUCCAACCGCAAGAUGUUUUACCUGCUGAAGACGGCCUUCCCCAAUGUGCAGAUAAAUACUGAGGAACAUGUGGAUGCGUCUGACAAAGAGGUCAUUGUAUGGAAUCAUAAGAUCCCUGAGGACAUCCUAAAGGAAAUAGCUGCUCCUAAGGAGGUUCCAGCAGAAAGUGUGACUGUCUGGAUUGAUCCACUUGAUGCUACACAGGAGUACACAGAGGAUCUUCGAAAGUACGUCACCACCAUGGUGUGUGUAGCUGUGAAUGGCAAGCCUGUGCUCGGAGUUAUUCAUAAGCCAUUUUCUGAAUAUACAGCUUGGGCAAUGGUAGACGGUGGUUCAAAUGUGAAAGCCCGUUCUUCCUACAAUGAGAAGACCCCAAAGAUCAUGGUAUCUCGCUCACAUGCAGGGAUGGUCAAACAGGUUGCUCUUCAGACAUUUGGAAACCAGACUUCAAUCAUCCCAGCUGGUGGUGCUGGUUAUAAAGUUUUAGCACUCUUGGAUGUCCCUGAUAUGAGUCAAGAAAAAGCAGAUCUAUAUAUUCAUGUGACGUACAUCAAAAAGUGGGAUAUAUGUGCUGGCAAUGCUAUCUUAAAAGCCCUUGGGGGGCAUAUGACCACUCUGAGUGGUGAAGAGAUCAGUUAUACUGGGUCUGAUGGCAUUGAAGGGGGACUCCUUGCUAGCAUCAAAAUGAACCACCAAGCUCUUGUAAGAAAACUUCCAGAUAUAGAAAAGUCAGGACAUUAGCAUUCCUGAGCACAGGGUGCAACUCUUCCAGAUGUGAAUUGUUCGGCCUGAACUGUUGGAAGCUUUGGCGGACUGGUGGAGAAGGUGCAUGGUUAAGGCCGUCCUAGACCUUUGGAAGUACUUAUGAAGCAUCAGAGACUUACUUUCCCUUAAUAGGAUGCAAAAUCAGGGAAAUUAGGUUGCUUCAUUUCUCAAGUAUUGUCUUUAUUUUUGAGACUAUUUUCAUACAGUUGUCAUACACAAGGCGCAUAUAUAUAUAUAUGUGUGUGUAUAUAUAUUUGUGAAUUAAAAUCUAGAGUUGAGUCUACACUGUUACGAGUCACCAUUUUCACUCAACAAAUGAUGAUUCUGCACUGUUGAUACGUACAGAUUGGGUUUGAGGAAGGCUUUGUUUUGUGUAAAUUUGAGGUUGUGUCUUAUUUACAAUAAAGUCAUUAGUAAUUUUUACUCCUCAGAUGGAAAGCACAAGAAGUCUCAUUCAUUAAUAUACAAGUCCAUAUAAACAGAACAAGCUCUGCUCAUCCACGAUUUCUAUGGAUUUAGUAGGAAAGGCUUAGAUUAUUGUCUUUGAAAUUUUACUAACAGAUUCACCAGCUGGUAGAAAAUAUAGACAAAUGAUGGACUCCAUUAGAAUUAGAAUGUUCUGUGAAUGUGUGUUUUGUUUUGAUAAGGAAAGUGUAUUUAUGGUUUCAACAUUUCUGGGAUGUUGCUGUUGAUUUUCUUUUUGCCAUAAAAGGUGCCAUUGUUCGCCCUUUCUCUACUGACCAGGGUUUAGUUUUUACUUGUAAAGUGGUUUUAGAUUUCAAUAUUAGCACCAUGAUUUGCUAUAUUUCCUCUUUAGAGAUGAAUUGCAAUGUAAGACACUAUAAGAAUAAAUGAUUCUGUAAUAAUUGAAAAUUACUUGACAUAUGGAUUGACUUGUUUUAGUAAUUUUGUUUUAGUAAAAAUGUUAAACCUUGCCAGGUUUAUCUGUAGACGUUCUUUUAUUAUCAAGAAUGGACAUGGUUCUUUUUUAGCUAUUAAUAGACUUACUUAACAUAACUAAAUUUUCAAAGGAAUGACCUUUGACACAAUUCUAUAGUUUCCUCAUUGAUAAAUUUUUUUUCACUUAUUUGGCAGAGUGUGGUUAGAAAAAGAUACAGUGGCAUUUGUCAUGUUGCUGUAACUUAAGA
Acomys russatus (golden spiny mouse) is the source of this 2348-nucleotide messenger RNA. It is a transcript of the gene Bpnt2, whose product is annotated as 3'(2'), 5'-bisphosphate nucleotidase 2. Gene Ontology annotation, biological process: phosphatidylinositol phosphate biosynthetic process; skeletal system development. Bases 106 to 1176 code for a protein of 356 amino acids. Gene Ontology annotation, cellular component: endomembrane system. Lineage: Eukaryota; Metazoa; Chordata; Mammalia; Rodentia; Muridae. The transcript has 5 exons. Gene Ontology annotation, molecular function: 3'-nucleotidase activity. The record is from RefSeq and is a predicted model, not a curated record.